Messenger RNA from Myripristis murdjan (pinecone soldierfish), 4321 nucleotides. Its product is annotated as transmembrane protein 132D. The coding region runs from base 378 to 3830 and encodes 1150 amino acids. Lineage: Eukaryota; Metazoa; Chordata; Actinopteri; Holocentriformes; Holocentridae. The record is from RefSeq and is a predicted model, not a curated record. The transcript is spliced from 9 exons.
ACAGGAAGACUGACUCAAUCUGGGACACUUGGUGAGAUAACGCGUUUUAGAGGGGUGUCAGACAGAUCGAGAAUUUAAAAUUAUCCCAAUUAUAUGUAGUUUCAGUUCAAGCUUCCCCACAUCUACCGACCGGACACCAAGUCUCCGGGCUUGUUUACGCACAACUUUUACGCACAAUCCGCCGAUGGACGGAUAGACCCGUUCAUGUCACGUGCAGAACGGAGUACACGGCAAGUUUUACUCCCACAGGUGUGAUUUUGUCAAGUGUGUGAACUCCAGAAAUGGAAGAAAGGAUCAGCUCCACGCUCCUUUGAAAUAAGAGCAAACCACGGAGACUGGGAACUUGCGUGGAGCGGUGAGCCUCGCCGGGUGCCAAAAUGAGCGCUUACUGCCAUAGCUGGAGGAUCUUACACAUAUUCUUUGCAACAAUCACAACAGUUCUCACACAAGACUUGAACAGUCAGGAGUUGACAGACAGCAGUAAGAGCCCAGUGCCUUUCCCUCUCGUCUUACCAGUCAACUACGAGGUACGGGAUGUUGACUACUUCUUCCUGAAGGAGGCUGGGCAGGACUUUAUGAGGAAUUCAAGCAUGCAGAGUCACACACAGCCCUUUGUCAUCUUGAGAGCCAGCCGCCAGCCUGCCAUCAAUGCCAGCUAUGGUGCUCUGUCCACAGAGCAGCCUGUGCCCAUAGACCUAAUCCACUCUGUGCGUCUAUUCAAUGCUCCAGGGGUCUUUACCUAUAACUGGAAAGUCCAGUCCUUUGUGCUAACCCCAAGGGUCUUCUCCUCCAAGCCCAAAGUGCGGGUGCUCUUCUAUGUGGCAGGAAGGGACUGGGGCAGGGGCGAAGGGGCUGUGGAUGAGCUGCCGUGUGUGACAGUCUAUGCCUUCUGGCAAACCCAGGAGGUGAGGGGCUCCUGUGCCAUGGGAGGUGAGAGGGGAACCUGCAUGGCUGAGUUGGCUCCUCUGCCUGGUUGGUUCACCCCAGGGGCAGAGAGCACCAGCAGGGAGAAACAGGACCCGUCCACUGGAAACCCUGUGGAGCUGUACUACCAAGCUCAGCCCAAAGUCAAUGGGAAGUGUAACUCUGUGGAUGGAGGGCGCUGGGGGAGCUCAGGACAGCAGGCUGAGUAUGUUCCUGUCACUCCCAUGCAGAGGAUUGGCAGCGUGCAUCUUCUUCAGGUGCCUAAGGGAAUGGCAACCCUUUCUCGACUCAAGCUGGGCAACGCCAUUGUUAUACGGACUUCCUCCAAACCACUAAAGAAGACAGACAUCGCCACCUUCUACAUCCUCAUGGCCAGCUCUGCCCAGCUGGCAAACUUCACUCUCCGAGCGACAGUAAAGAAAGGUGUGACCUUUCGCACAGCAACACCCAGUAACUCUUUACUAUGGGACAUCACUCUGGAUAUGGGAGUGGAUGGGGCCACUGCUGUGAUUUGUCAGAGGAAGGCUCCCAUUCCCGGAAAAAGCAGUCUGCUGGAGGUGCUUCAGAUGGACUUUGAGGUGGAGGAGCUGAGCAGUCCUGUAGACAGCCAGGUGAUCGUAUGGAAGCUGGAACUGCCGCCCGGCUCCAAAGACGUAGCCAAGACAGAAGGAGCCAUGAGGAUCUAUACCACUCAGAGAGACUUUGUUGGCCUGGCCCCUCUCAUAAUGGACACAGAGAUCCUAAACACAGCUGUGCUGAGUGGUAAGAAGGUGGUGAUGCCUGUGAGGAUGGUGGCCGUGGAGGAAGACGGAGUGGUCACCGAUGUGUCUGACUACACAGACUGUAGCUCCACUGAUGAAAAUGUCCUCAAGGUGUCGGACAGGUGUGAUUAUGUUUUUGUGAAUGGCAAGGAGACAAAGGGCAAAGUAAAGAUGAUGGUGAACUUCACUUACAGCUACCUGAGUGCUCAGCUGGAGCUGAACGUGUGGAUCCCACAGCUCCCUCUCCAGAUUGAGGUGUCAGACACAGAGCUGAGCCAGAUCAAAAGCUGGAGGGUGCCGAUAAUCACGUCCAAGAGGCCUGGCUGGAACAGUGAGGAGGACGACAGGAGGGGGAAGGGCUGCAUGCUGCAGUUUCAGCAUGCCCUAGUGCGGGUGCUCACACACUUCACGGCUGAGCAGGCAGACCCUCGGGAUCCAAAGGCCUAUUUCUUGGGCUCUGACUGGCAGGUGGAUGUCACAAAGUUGGUGCGCUAUUUCUUGAAGGUGGAGGACCCUCGCGUGGCCAGGCUGCAGGCAGGAAGGGUGCUGUCAGGACGAGACCUAGGGACCACCUCCAUCCAGGUGUUUUCUCCACUUUCUGACACAAUACUGGCUAAGAAGACUAUCAAGGUAGUGGAUGACAAAGUGACCAUCACGGAGAUGGGGGUCCAGCUGGUCACGGGCCUUUCUGUGUCUCUUCAACUCAGUCCAGGGAGCAACAGGGCCAUCCUAGCUACCACAACUACACAGGAGGUUCUGCAGAGACCCAAACAGGAAGCUUUGGUCAGUGCUUGGUUGCAAUUCAGCGAUGGCUCCCAGACGCCUCUCGACAUUUAUGAUCCUGCCUACUACCGUGUGGCUGUGACAUCUCUGGAUGAAGGGGUGGUGUCGGUGCAGGGCACACCUCCAGUUGUGGUGGCAGAAGGGGAGGGAGAGGGCGUCCUGGUCAGAGUAGAGAUGUCCAUCUGUGAAGCCUGUCAGAAAUCCAAACGCAAAAGCACUGUGGCUGUGGGCAAUGGCAGCCUCAAGGUCAAGUUUCAGGUAAACAGCCGGAGCCCCGACAGCAGUCCAAACAGCACCAACAGCAGCACUGUCGGCCGCAACAGCAGCAGUGAUGGAGGAGGUGGAAGGGGCAGCACCGGAGCCAAUAAAGACAGUGCUAGUGAUUACGGCAAUGAUGGCAAAGAGGUGGACAGCCAGAGAAAACAGCAGAAGCCUUCUCAGGAUCCCCCAUCCAGCAGCUCAGACUCACAGAGAGAAGAGAGUGCCAUGCAGAAGGUCACAACAACCAUCAAUGCCACAGAGCGCACCAUCAUAACCAGUGGCACCCUGGGAGGAGUGGGUAAGACCAGCAAUUCAGGAAACCCGAGUAGCCCUACAAGCGUGGUGAACGAAAAUAUGAUGAACAGCCCCAGUAACAGCAACAGGGCAUAUGGUUUAGAUAACAUGAUUGUGGAGGAUAUGGGUAGUGUUGGCUUUAGUAGCACUGUUAAGGCCCCUGGGAACCUGGUCAACUAUAACAACUUUCCCACCAAGGUGGAGGUGCCUGGGCAAGAGCCAGUGGAGGUGGACAUCGGUGGUGAGGAAAUACUGGUCAACAGGCCUCUCACCGACUUGGAGAUUGGCAUGUACGCACUGUUGGGGGUCUUCUGCCUUGCCAUCCUGGUAUUUCUGGUUAACUGUAUCUCAUAUGUGGUGAAGUUCAGGCACAAGAAACCUCCCUCACAUGGCCAGGAGCCAACGGGGCACAGGCACGACUGGGUGUGGCUCGGCACAGAUGCUGAGCUGGUGAUGAGUGUUCCAGGCAGUCCUCUCCAGCAGGACAACCAGACCACCACCACGGUGAUAGACAUUGGGCCUGAGAAGACUGGCUCUCUGUCCAGAAGGCCCAGCUGUCUGGCCUCUGUCACGGACUCUCCCAUUGGCUGCGUGGGCACCCUCAGUCGCAAACCCGUGCACACCGAGUCCCUCCACUCACCCACCAGCAAGAGGAAGAGGGUCCAGUUCACCACCUUCUCUACACUGGAGCGCCAACACUCACCACAUCACCCCACCAGGGAAAAUGGUCACGGCAUCCACUGGGUUGGGAAGGACAGUUGUGAGGAACCCCAAGUGCCCAUCACAGAGCCUGAGGACCACUUAUAAUACAGGACUCGAUCACACUCUCAUGUGGAUGUGGCUUUGAUCACCUCAAUGCCUUUGUUUGUCCAACCUGUUUUAAGAAAAAUCUGUGAUUUUACAAUGAACCUCCUCCAUAUUUCAUUACCUAUCAAGGCCUUUUAAUGUACAUGUAUAUUAUUGUGAAAACUGGAGAGUGGGUGUGUGCUGAGAUGGGCUCUCUUCGGUACCUGAUGCUUAAAGCCACCAAAUGUUUAUGCUGCAUGUGGAAAAUCAACUUCUCUAUAUUUUUGCACACAUGCUGGUAUUUCAAUACACACAAAUACACUUAAAAGGCAAAGUAUCUGCAAUUAUGAAUAUACCGAGUACCAGUUAUAAUAUAGAACUCAUUCAGACCUCAUGUGGAUAUGGGUUUGAUCAAGCAACAUGGCUUUGAUCAAAUAAAAAACCAAAUGGGUGAUUUUCUAUUAUGCAAUAUUUUAAGUCUUCUUUGUUUGUAAAUUUUAGUUGAUCUGAUU